Messenger RNA from Propithecus coquereli (Coquerel's sifaka), 11020 nucleotides. It is a transcript of the gene PRRC2B, whose product is annotated as proline-rich coiled-coil 2B. Bases 58 to 6738 code for a protein of 2226 amino acids. Lineage: Eukaryota; Metazoa; Chordata; Mammalia; Primates; Indriidae. Gene Ontology annotation, biological process: cell differentiation. The transcript is spliced from 31 exons. The record is from RefSeq and is a predicted model, not a curated record.
AGGCAGAUCGGGAGCGGUGCCGAGAAAAAUUUCCUUACUAGAUGACAUUUCAUCGCAAUGUCCGAUCGUUUGGGGCAAAUAACCAAGGGCAAGGAUGGGAAAAGCAAGUAUUCGACUCUCAGCCUGUUUGACAAGUAUAAAGGAAAAUCAGUAGACGCAAUUAGACCCUCAGUUACUCCUAGACAUGGCUUACAGAGUCUUGGGAAAGUUGCCACAGCCCGGCGUAUGCCACCGCCUGCAAACCUGCCAAGCUUGAAGUCUGAAAACAAAGGAAACGACCCCAACAUCGUUAUAGUACCCAAGGACGGAACGGGAUGGGCAAACAAGCAGGAUCAGCAAGACCCAAAGAGUUCCAGUGCGACGGCCUCUCAGCAGCCGGAGUCGCUGCCGCAGCCGGGUUUGCAGAAGUCUGUCUCCAAUUUGCAGAAACCGACACAGUCAAUCAGUCCGGAGAAUACAAAUUCAGUGCCAGGUGGACCAAAGUCAUGGGCACAGCUGAAUGGAAAGCCAGUAGGACACGAAGGUGGUUUAAGGGGCUCAAGCCGACUGUUAUCCUUCUCUCCCGAGGAAUUUCCGACGCUGAAAGCAGCUGGAGGGCAGGACAAGGCUGGCAAAGAAAAGGGCGUCUUAGAUCUGUCGUAUGGGCCAGGACCAAGCCUCCGCCCUCAGAAUGUGACAAGCUGGAGGGAGGGCGGUGGGCGAAACAUAAUUUCUGCCACGUCUCUGAGCGCCUCCCCAACUGAGCUGGGCAGCAGGAACUCGAGUGCGGGAGACGGAGCCCCCUCCUCGGCAUGUACCAGCGAUUCUAAGGACCCCUCUCUCCGCCCGGCUCAGCCUGUCCGAAAAGGGGCUUCACAGUUCAUGGGGAAUGUAUACCACCCACCUACAUACCAUGAUAUGCUUCCUGCUUUUAUGUGUUCGCCACAGUCAUCAGAGAACCAGGGUACAGUGGAACGAGGAUCUUUCCCCCUUCCUCAGCUCCGCCUUGAACCCCGUGUUCCUUUUAGACAAUUCCAGAUGAAUGACCAAGAUGGAAAAGAAAACAAGCUGGGGAUGGCCCGUCCUCUGCGCCCACUGAGGCAGCUGGUGGAACGGGCGCCGCGGCCCACCAUCAUCAACGCGGAAAACCUGAAGGGCCUUGACGAUCUGGACACGGAUGCUGACGACGGCUGGGCAGGCCUCCAUGAAGAAGUGGACUAUUCUGAGAAAUUAAAGUUCAGUGAUGAUGAAGAGGAGGAAGAAGUUGUGAAGGAUGGCAGGCCAAAGUGGAACAGUUGGGACCCCAGAAGGCAGCGGCAGUUGUCGAUGAGCUCCGCAGACAGUGCUGAUGCCAAACGUACUCAAGAGGAAGGAAAGGACUGGGCGGAUGCAGUGGGCAUGUCUCGUGUCGUCCGAAAGGUGCCAGAGCCUCAGCCACCUCCCAGGAAGCUUCAUGGCUGGGCGUCGGGCCCCGACUACCAGAAGCCCUCCAUGGGCAGCGUGUUCCGGCAGCAGUCCAUUGAGGACAAGGAGGACAAGCCGCCCCCGCGGCAGAAGUUCAUCCAGUCAGAGAUGUCCGAGGCAGUGGAGCGAGCCCGAAAGCGCCGGGAAGAAGAGGAGCGCCGAGCCCGCGAAGAGAGGUUGGCCGCCUGUGCCGCCAAACUCAAGCAGCUGGACCAGAAGUGCAAGCAGGCCCGGAAGGCGGGUGAGGCCCGCAAGCAGGCAGAGAAGGAAGUGCCCCGAUCUCCAGGCACCGAGAAGGCACCCCCACAGGAAAAUGGCCCUGCUGUCCACAAAGAAUUCCCUGCCCAGGAAGCCCCCGCCACGUUCCCUGAAGAGGCACCCACAGUGUCCCCGGCUGUGGCUCAGAGCACCAGCAGUGAGGAGGAGGCCAGGGAGGCUGGGUCCCCGGCACAGGAGUUGAGCAAGUAUCAGAAGUCACUUCCUCCCCGAUUCCAGCGCCAGCAGCAGCAGCAGCAACAGGAGCAGCUGUACAAGAUGCAGCACUGGCAGCCGGUGUACCCUCCGCCUUCCCACCCCCAGCGCACCUUCUACCCACACCAUCCCCAGAUGCUGGGCUUCGACCCCAGGUGGAUGAUGAUGCCCUCCUACAUGGACCCCCGGAUCACACCCACACGGACCCCCGUGGACUUCUACCCCUCCGCCCUCCACCCUUCAGGCCUGAUGAAACCCAUGGCGCCCCAAGACCCUCUCAGUGGGACUGGCUGUCGCUCUGAGGAUCAGAACUGUGUGCCCCCACUCCAAGAGAGAAAGGUGACCACCAUGGAUCCGGCCCCUGUGUGGAGCCCAGAGGGCUACAUGGCCUUGCAGAACAAGGGCUACUCACUGCCCCACCCGAAGUCGAGUGACACCUUGGCUAUGGACAUGCGUGUCAGGAAUGAAAGCUCUUACUCUGCCUCACCCGGAAGGUCCGGGGGCAUAGGUGCCCAGCGCGAUCUCUUUGAGGAGAGAGGGGAGGAGUACUUGAGUGCUUUUGACAAGAAGGCCCAAGCAGACUUUGACAGCUGUAUCUCUUCUCAAAGAAUAGGCCAGGAGCUUUUGUUUCUACCCCAAGAAAAUGUUCAGGAAGCAGGUGCUCCUGGGGGUCACACCCAGAACCUCAGGUGUUCCCCAUUGGAGCCUGACUUUGUCCCAGAUGAGAAAAAGCCAGAGUAUGGCAGUUGGGACAUUAGCCACCAGCCAAAGGCCGCUGACACAGCCCACAGUGUCGAGCAGGAGGCGCCCCAGGAGGGGCCAUCCUUUAACAUCUCCUCCUGGGAGAAGGAUGGGAGCCCCAGCAAGCAGCCGUCCUCGGAGACUGAGUGGACGCCCGAGUCCCGGAGCUCCGGCAGCCAGCAGCAGGAGCAGACGGGCAGGACCCGGAGGUCGGGGCCCAUCAAGAAGCCGGUCCUAAAAGCCCUCAAGGUAGAAGAUAAGGAGAAGGAGCUGGAGAAGAUGAAGCAGGAACUCGGGGAGGAGCGUCUGGCCAAGGAGAAGGAGCAGGUUCGCACGGCAGAGAAGGAUGAGGAUGAAGAGAAUGACCCCACCCUGGCUAACUCCUCCCCUUCUGCCUUGGAGGACAAGGGUCCUGCCCACGCUGCUUUUGGCCGUGAGGCCGACAAGUUUGAGGAGGACGAGAAGCCUGACAAGGCCUGGGAAACCAGACCUUCACGAGAGUCCAGCGACAUUCCCCCAACAAAGAGAAAUAACUGGAUCUUUAUCGACGAGGAGCAGGCCUUUGGGGUCAGAGGGCAGGCCCGGGGCCGGGGCCGCGGUUUCAGAGAGUUCACUUUUCGCGGCCGGCCUGCUGGUGGCAACGGAAGCAGCCUCUGUGGUGGGGGGGUCCUCGGAGCACGUGGCAUCUACAGCAGCAGCCAGCGGAGCGGCCGGGGCCGCGGCCUGCGCGAGUUCGCCCAGCCGGAAGACUGCCCCCGGGCCAAGCCCCGGCGGAGGAUCGCCAGCGAGACCCACAGCGAGGGCUCCGAGUACGAAGAGCUUCCCAAGCGGCGCCGGCAGAGAGGCUCUGAGAACGGGAACGAGGGCUCGCUGCUGGAGAGGGAGGAGAGCGCCUUGAAGAAAGGUGACUACAGAGAUUCCUGGCGGUCCAACAAGAUGUACUCGGAGGACCCUAACAGUCUGGACGCUAAGAGCCGAGGCCCUCGGGCCUUUGGGCGAGCUCUCCCUCCCCGGCUGAGCAAUUGCGGCUAUGGGCGGAGAACCUUCGUCUCCAGAGAGUCACCCCACCGGCAGAGCAAGAGUCCAGGCAGCUCCUGGCAGGAGUAUGGCGCUUCGGACACGUGCGGGUCCCGGCGAUCCGCAGACAGAGACUAUAUCCCCGAUUCCUACAGACACUCCGACUCGUUUGGCAGCAGGAGCUUUGAGGACAGCCGCUUGGAGGACAAGAGGUCCUUCUUCCAAGACGACCACGUGGCAGAUUCUGAAAAUGCAGAAAACCGGCCCUUCAGGAGAAGGCGCCCUCCGCGCCAAGACAAGCCCCCUCGAUUCCGGCGCCUCCGGCAAGAGCGUGAGUCACUGGGCCUGUGGGGCCCGGAGGAGGAGCCCCACCUGCUGGCGGGUCAGUGGCCGGGCAGGUCCAAACUCUGUCCUGGGGACAAGAGCAGCGCUGUGGGUCACAGGUCCCCCGAGCUCUCCUACCAGAACUCCUCCGAUCACGCCAACGAAGAGUGGGAGACGGCCUCCGAGAGCAGUGACUUCAGCGAGCGGCGGGAGCGACGAGAAGGCCACGGGGCCGAGCCCGACUCCCAGGUGGACGGUGGCCUGUCCGGGGCCAGUUUGGGUGAGAAGAAGGAGCUGGCCAAGAGGAGCUUCUCCAGUCAGAGACCCCUGGUUGACAGACAGAGCCGAAAGCUGGAGCCGGGAGGGUUUGGGGAGAAGUCGAUUAGGCCAGGUGGUGGUGACACUUCCCCCCGUUAUGAGAACCAACAGAGUGGGACGCCUUUGAAAGCCAAAAGGUCCCCAGAUGAGGCCUUGCCUGGAGGUCUUAGUGGCUGCAGCAGUGGGAGUGGCCACUCACCCUACCCGCUGGAGCGGGCAGCCCAUGGCAACACCGACCUUCCCGAGGCCUCCACUAAGAAGGUGGAGAAAGAGGCCAAGCUGGCUGCUCAGAGGGCAGGCGAACAGGGAGAGACCAUGAAACAGUUUGACCUGAACUACGGAAAUGCCAUCAUUGAAAAUUGUGGGUCUAGCCCCGGAGAGGAGAGUGAGGUGGGCUCUAUGGUGGGCGAAGGUUUCAUCGAAGUCCUGACCAAGAAGCAACGCCGCCUGCUGGAGGAGGAGAGAAGGAAGAAGGAGCAAGCAGUGCAGGUGCCUGUCAAAGGUCGAGGCCUUUCCUCCCGUAUUCCUCCUCGAUUUGCGAAAAAGCAAAACAACUUGUGCUUGGAACAAGGUGAUGUGACCGUGCCCAGCAACAGCCUUGGCACCGAGAUCUGGGAGAGCAGCAGCCAAGCUCUCCCCGUGCAGGCCUCAGCCAGUGACUCCUGGAGGAAAGCCGUCACCGCCUUCAGCAGCACCGAGCCUGGCUCCUCCGAGCAGGGUUUUAAGAGCAGCCAGGGGGAUAGUGGCGUGGACUUGAGUGCCGAGUCUCGGGAGUCAUCCGCGACCUCCUCGCAGCGCAGCUCCCCGUAUGGUACUCUGAAACCAGAAGAGAUGAGCGGGCCUGGCCUGGCGGAACCCAAGUCUGACAGCCACAAGGAGCAGGCUCAGAAGCAAUCUGAGCAGAAGGAUUCAGAACAAGGCUCAGGACAGAGCAAGGAGCACAGACCAGGACCCAUCGGCAACGAACGCUCUCUGAAAAACAGAAAGGGCUCAGAGGGGCCCGAGCGGCUGCAAGGGGCUGUCGUCCCACCUGUUAACGGGGUGGAGAUUCACGUGGAUUCUGUGCUGCCUGUGCCACCCAUUGAGUUUGGAGUCAGUCCAAAAGACUCUGAUUUCAGCUUGCCGCCCGGCUCUGCCUCUGGUCCUGCAGGAAAUCCAGUUGUCAAACUUCAGGACGCCUUGGCCAGCAAUGCAGGGCUAACCCAGAGUAUUCCCAUCCUGCGGCGGGAUCAUCACAUCCAGAGGGCCAUUGGCCUCUCCCCAAUGUCCUUCCCCACCGCUGACCUCACUCUGAAGAUGGAGUCUGCGCGCAAGGCUUGGGAAAACUCCCCCAGUUUGCCGGAGCAGAGCUCUCCAGGAGGUGCCGGCUCGGGCAUCCAGCCGCCGUCCUCUGUGGGUGCCUCCAACGGGGUCAACUACAGCUCCUUCGGUGGGGUGUCCAUGCCACCCAUGCCUGUGGCCUCUGUGGCACCUUCUGCUUCCAUGCCAGGCAGCCACCUCCCUCCUCUGUACCUGGACGGACACGUGUUUGCAAGUCAGCCCCGGCUGGUUCCUCAAACGAUACCUCAGCAACAGAGUUACCAACAGGCUGCCGCUGCCCAGCAGAUCCCGAUCUCCCUUCACACAUCUCUGCAGGCUCAAGCUCAGCUCGGACUGAGGGGGGGUCUCCCCGUCUCCCAGUCUCAGGAGAUCUUCAGCUCCUUACAGCCCUUCAGGUCUCAGGUGUACAUGCACCCCAGCCUGUCACCACCCAGCACCAUGAUCCUCUCCGGGGGCACAGCCUUGAAGCCUCCGUACUCGGCGUUCCCAGGCAUGCAGCCCUUAGAGAUGGUGAAGCCCCAGUCCGGCUCACACUACCAGACCCUGAGUGGAAACCAAGCCCUGGUCUACGAGGGCCAGCUCGGCCAGGCUGCUGGUCUGGGCGCCUCCCAGAUGCUGGACUCCCAGCUCCCACAGCAGCUGACCAUGCCACUGCCUCGAUACGGCUCCGGGCAACAGCCUCUGAUCCUGCCCCAGUCCAUUCAGCUGCCGCCAGGGCAGAGCCUCUCCGUUGGGGCUCCCCGAAGGAUUCCUCCGCCCGGGUCCCAGCCGCCCGUCCUGAACACCAGCAGAGAGUCCUCUCAGAUGGAGAUGAAAGGCUUCCACUUUGCUGACAGUAAACAGAAUGUUCCUACAGGAGGCCCCGUACCAUCAUCACAGACCUACAGGCCUAGCUCUGCUAGCCCCAGUGGGAAGCCCUCUGGAUCAGCAGUUAACAUGGGCUCUGUGCAGGGACACUACGUUCAACAGGCAAAACAACGAGUGGAUGACAAGCCCAGCCUGGGAGCCGUGAAGCUGCAGGAGGCCCCCUCGGCCGCCUCCCAGAUGAAGCGAACUGGAGCAAUCAAGCCUCGGGCGGUCAAAGUGGAGGAGAGUAAGGCCUGAAGCUGCCUGGCUGCCACCUUGCCUCACCCCGCUGGGGACGGUGCCACCACUCGGCCUCAACACAGCCGGCACCCGGGAGCCUCACUAGGUCCACCGUCCAACCGCCUGGCCCGGACUGAGAGCUCUCCCUUCUCUUCUCCGCUCCCGAAAGCUCUCUUGUCAACCAGCUUGCACCCGUGGAUCUAUGGCAUUGACCCGCUUGCUUUGAUACGAAACAAACAAGCAAAUGACUCCUUCAUUCCUGUGUCCUCCUCCCACCGUGACCGUGGAGCGCAGCCCCUCCCCGCCGCCUGCCCCAUCCUGCCGCCAGGGCGCCUUUGCCGCAGUGCUUCCGGCCCGCUGCCCCAUCCCUAGCACAGCGGUUUGGCAGCAGGGUCGUUUUAGUUUGAGGCUUUUUGUUUUAAAAAGCAGCCAAGGUUUUUACACAGGGGAAAGGAAAAGAAAACAGAAACGCAAGCUACAUCUGUAUAGCUAAACUUUUAUACAUUCUUCGCCGUCGUCUCCCUCCCCUUCCAUCUCUAGCGGUUUCUUUCACCUUAAGAGAUGACUCUUAAGAACGUGUCCCUUCCUGCUCCCUGUCAGCUGGGUAACCUUUGAGGUUAUUUAGGGCACUGGUCACGAGCCCCCUCGUGUUCAGCUGCCCGCUGCGGACGCGGCCGGUGAACAGCAGCAGGUAGGCGGUGUCUCAGUCAGGUUCCAGCUCCUGGCCUGGUGGGCCCAGGGGGAUUCAGGCAGCCCUAGGAAGUUGGCGAUGGUUUAGAAUUACACAGGAUUCCUGUCCCGGGCUCUUCUAAAGCUAGUGGAUGUGCUGGCCACUGGGCACCAGAGACGAAUCAUGGAGUCACUGGUGUUUUCCAGAUUGGCCUGGACGGGGUGAGCUGAUGCGCCACAGGCCCCAUCGCUGUGCUCUGUUUCUGGGGCUCCUCGCCCCAUCCUCAAGGUUGCUGUGUUUUCACACGCACGCCCUUCCCUCGAAGCCUUCCCUAGUGUGUCAUUUCCUUUCCUUGCCUUCUGGAGCCUGCUGCUUUCUCCCCGGGGUCCCUGUCUCUCCACCUCUCAGCAGCUUUUCACUGAACCACACAGUGACAUUGUUUGGUCAACUCAGCAGCAAAGGCUCGUGGUCCCUAAGUAAGGCCGCUGGGUGUUUUUCUCCUCGUUCUCCGUCUUCGUUCCCGGCGCGGACCGGCGCUGAGCAGCAGGCGUCAGUCGCGCUUGUCCUUACAGCCUGCCGAGCGGCGUCCGAGGGGAGCGUGCGUUGCGGGGCUGACUAGUUCCGCAGCAGCCUGGGAGCCUCAGAACGGACAGCGGCGGAAGACUGCAGAGCCACCUCCAGCAGAAUGUUUGUGUGAGACUUUCUACGCUGGGCUUUUGGUGGUGGUUUUUAAAUAAGAAACAGAAGGAAAUCAUCCCAGAUUGCGUCAUUCCAAGGAAAGGGAAGGGGAAAUGUCAAGCUUCUCGGAUGCCCUGUAGGGUCACUGACCAGCCAGCCACCUAACUGCCACCACUGUUAGUUCCAGAGGAGACCCGGCUUGGAGAAUGUGUGGUGAGGAGGCAGGCGGGAGGGGCCUGCGGAGAGCCUGCCCUUGGCGUCACUGUGGGUGUGUGACAGCUUUCGGGCUUUGGGUCCUAAGCUCCGUGUCUAGUGUAGCAUAUGGAAAGCAGCAUCUUAGGAACUGCUGAAGUAACUUCCUGUCGCUCUUUGUGAUUCUAAGGAGGUGGAGUAACAGCCUCCUCCCAAGCAGUGCCAGGGUGUCAUCCCCGGAGCCAUCUGGCUGGGGCCAUUUCAUUGCAAGAUGCUCACGUUUGGUUUCAUCUGUACCUCUCAGCGGCCCCCCUUCCUGCCUUGCCCUGACCGCACGUCUCUUCUUCUCCAUCCCCUGAGUCUUUGCUCUCCAGCCCCUUCUGCCCACCUGAGAAGCCCCCAGCACCUGCCUGCGCCCUCAUCUGGGUUUUCUCCUCCCCUGCAAGCGUCUGGUCGGGGCCUGGGAUGAGUCCUCUGCCCAACCUGCCUCCAAACCAAGCCGUCCCUGGGUCAGUCUGGUCUGCGGGAGCCACACAGCUCACCUCUGCCUGCACGCUCGGGAAACGCAGCCAGACCCCUCACACCUAAUGCUGGUCGCAUCAUCUGUCAAAAGAAAAAGAAGUUUCCUCAUGUUAAGAUUGAACAGAACAGUCCCAGAUGCCGUUACAAACCAAGACGUGUCCUUCAGGUGAACCUGCCGCCGGAAUGACUACUUGCUCUUUGGGAAAAAUAAAAACAAAAAGGUCACCUUUUCUCUAGCCCUCUUCUCUUACCCCAUGGUUCCCUCCAUCCUCCUCCUCCCACCCCAAAUAAAGACAAAAAACACUAGAAUUUAUUUAUAUGUAUUGAUGUUGUAGGUCUAGGUGAAAAAAAGUAAAUGUUUCACUGCUCUGUUUAUAUAUAAUGUCUGAAUUAAUUCUGUGUGGGAAAGGCCAGGAAAUUGCAUGUGAAGUUCAGCGCAUUCACCACCUCUGUGUGACCCGAGCUGCAGUCUCUUCCCCACUGAGAUGCAGAUUUUAAAUUUGACUCUAUGGGGGCAGAGGGCAGGCCUCAAGCCUCCGGAUAUCCCAACUCCUUCCUUGGUCUGAUUAAAUGCAGUUUUUAGUGCAGAGACGUUUUAAGGUGCAAUAUUUCUUCCUUUUACAUGGUUUUAGAGCCAAGCUCAAGGUAGUAGGACUUCGGAUCUUACUUCAUUUCCAAACCCCCAUCCUCAGAGAACAGAUACAUGCAGGGGCUUCCGCCAGGCUGCCGUGGGGCCUUGGCGGGAAAAGUGAAGACCAGCACUUCGCUGCUGCAGGGCUGGGGGUGUGGGGGGCCGGAAUCCCCUCCCUGUGCCUGCUCAUGCCACCUUCCUGUUGCUGGUGGCAUUGCCUGGGCCAUCAGUGGUGCAGCCAGUGCCCUGGCAGUCAGUAGUGUUUUGUUCUUGAGAGUGAGUUCGGAGCGUGGGGCGUGUCGGAAAGGCCUUGCCCACCCUCUUGAGAUGCCUGUGUCAGCUGCGAUUGGCCUGGUUUGCUUAACUGUUGCUUCCCCCCUUUUUAUUCAUGUUAUUACUGGUUUCCAACUUGGAAUUCAAAGAACAUAUCUGGCUCUGGGUUCCUUAAGGGGGAAGACAAAGGAUGACUUUAUGACGUAGUAAGAAAAAUCCAUUCAAUUCCAAGCUGUGGUCAUUCCAGCCACUUCUGAGGAUAUUGGGUCAUCUUGUUGAAUACUGAUGUGGGUCCUCUCCAGCUAUGCCAUCGCCCUCCUGUCUUCUGGAUCUGCCUUUUGGAUGGUCAGUGAUGAUGUUUGUCACUGACGGAUGCUCAGAGUCAAGGAGGCUGUGUGCACACGCACAGCCAUGUUGUGAACUGGCCCACUGAGGCAGUGUGUGGCCACUGUGGUAAAGCUCCUUCUCCCCACCGUUGGGUUCCCCUCUACAAAGUAGCUGCAUGUUGCCCCUCAAAUCAUUGUCCCUUUUCACUUCUUGCAGAGCAAGCCUGGGUUAGAGGGUCUGUUGUAAAUGGCCUUUGACAACCAAGGAUACCAGAGUGUGUGCUUCGUCACGUUCUGUGAUGAACAAGGAAAGCAGACUUCCAGAAAGCCAGCUCUCCUCCGGAAUGUGAGAUGGACCUAAGACAAAUGGGUCAUCCGGGACAGGAGUGGCUCAGUGUUGGGGAUGGACACCGUGUCACCUGGCCAUGCUCCCCCACGGCCACCAGUGUGGGUUUGGGUACUGAUCUUCCAGGUGCAGGGGACCCGUUCAGCGUCCUCCGCCCUGGUUUGGUGGCCUCCGAGAUAGUAGCAGCAUCCCCCGGGGCGCUGUCCUCAGCAUGCUAGGAAGCCUCUGGGUGGAAGUUCCUGUCAAGGCUCUGUGUUAAGACUUUCUUCCGUUGUUCAAAGGGGACACUGGACUCUAAGCUUUUGACCUCAUGCCUUGCGUAGUAAAAAGGACUUGGGGGUUGGUUUUGUUCUUGAGAGGGUUGUGUUUUGUUUUUGUUUCCUUUCAUUUUUAUUUUUGCCUUUCCUUUGUCUUUUCAUGUAGACCAGAUAUUUGAAAGGGCAGACGAUGGCUAAAGGUGUAAUGUGCAACUUGUUUAUACGUUAUUUUUGGGGAAACUUACCUUGAAUGGGAAGUGGAAUCACGGAUUCACCAGGCGGUGCUGGCACACUCACCCUGCGCCUUUUCCCUCCGGUUCAGUACCUAUUGUUUCUCCUUUCAAAUAUGUGAUUGUACUAGCUCUUUCCAUAUGAAAGAAUUCUCCUUAUUUAAAUAAAAAAAGU